Sungouiella intermedia is the source of this 783-nucleotide messenger RNA. The record is from the annotation of a GenBank genome assembly. NCBI's taxonomy places the organism in Eukaryota, Fungi, Ascomycota, Pichiomycetes, Serinales, Metschnikowiaceae.
AUGUUGAAGAGAGCCACCACCUCCGAGUCCUCUAUCGAGGAAGACACGCUUAACGCCCGCCUAGUGACUGUACAAAUGUGGAUGAUCUAUUGGAUAGUCAAUGGUUUUGUCCGUGCUGUGGAAUCGGUGUUGUUUCUCCAAUAUUUGCCCUUGUAUUCUGUGGCAAGACUCUGCUUCUCAAUUUGGUUAAUUGCCCCUAUAGUCUUGACACGAACACGUCAGCAGAAACAGCUGUUCGUCAGCUUCAAUGAGAUACAAACUGAGUGGGUGUCGUUCUCGCAGCAGGGCUGUGGGUUGGUAUAUUUCCGCUACGUGAAACCACUCAUGGAGGGUCAGCUCUCGUUCCUCUAUGAUUUGAAGGUAGAUGAGAUCUUGGGUUACGCCAGUAAGGCUCUUACAAUCCCUUUUCUUAAGCUCGCCAUGGCCACCAGGGGCACAACUACUGGACUGGACAGUGCUGGUAAUACUGGCCCUAGUACAGGAGUUCCAUCUUCUGGAAAUGGGGGUGCAACCAGUGGAUCUGGUUUCUCGUCUUUUGGAGUCGGCGAAGGCGCGAAUUACGCCCAGGCUUUUUCCACGUUUUCCACGUUCUCCAAAAGCUACUUCCCAAGCCGAGGGGUGGACAGUCGAGAGGUGGAGGGAAAUUCGGCAACGGAUGAUUUUGACGAGUACGAACAGGUAGAUGCACCUUCUUUGAAUUCUUCAGUGGCUGGAUUGAAGAACAGAAGCGCUUCUGGACAAACAGAGCAGCCUGAGCAGGGUAAGGGUCGCUGGUUCUGGUAA